This is a messenger RNA of Pocillopora meandrina, 1111 nucleotides long. The record is from the annotation of a GenBank genome assembly. Lineage: Eukaryota; Metazoa; Cnidaria; Anthozoa; Scleractinia; Pocilloporidae.
GACCAUGUAGAGGAGUACUACUUUGUUAGAGCAGUUGUUGUGGACAGUGUACCCAUUGCUAUAUCACCUAGAGAAAUUGAAAAGGCUUCCUAUAAUGAAGAGGAAUUGACCCGGGUGAAGGAAUGUGUUAAGACAGGGAAAUUGGACCGGUGAAUACUCCCAUCGUAUGCACAGGUCAAGGAUGAGUUAUGUGCGGUUAGCCCAGGAAGAGCACCAAGGUAUCUUCAAAACGAAGUAUCGUAUUCGCGGUAAAGUUUGGUGGCCGGAAAUGAACAAGGACGUUGAGAAGUUUCGUAGAGUUUGUCAUGGCUGCCAGGUCACUUCUGGAUUUGACCCCCAAGAGCCGAUGUUCCGCGUUUUUCCUCCAAGUGCUCCUUGGCGGACUCUGGAGCAGAUCUACUAGGACCCCUACCCACAGGAGAGAGAGUAUUUUGGUGGUGAUCAAUAACUACAUUAGAUUCCUCGAGGUUGCUUUUAUGAAGUCCACGAUAAGUGCCAAGAUCAUUGAGACAAUUACGCCCAUGUUUGCCAGAUUCGGUUUUCCAUUUUCUUUAAGGACAGAUAAUGGCCCCCAAUUCGUAUCCGAAGAGUUUGAAGCCUUUUUACGUACGAAUGGUAUCCAGCACCAGAAAUCGACACCGUUGUAGCCUCAGGCCAAUGGAGAAGUGGAGCGACAAAAUCGCUCAUUGCUGAAGUGUCUACAGAUAGCACAUUUGGAGGGAAAGAACUGGAGAACUGAGUUGCUUGAAUGGUUGAUGACGUACAGAUCCACUCAGCAAACGACGAAGGGGACUACACCCUGUUAUAUGUUUGGCCGCGAAGUUAGAUCCAAACUGCCAGAGCUAAAAAGAGAAACAGUUGGUGUGCCAGGUAAAGAAGUGCGAGAGCGUGAUUGGUCAAGUAAAUUAAAGGGAAAAGCUUAUGCAGAUCUCAAGAGUGAUGCUAGCCUAAGAGCUUACGUGUUGGCAACACAGUUCUUUUGAAAGCAGAAAAAACUAACAAGUUGUCUACCAAUUUCAACCCUGAUCCCUUUAAGGUUGUUCAUAAGACAGGGUCAGAGGUAACACUUAGGAACAGGGCUAGUAUUGAACUGAAAAGGAACACUGUUUAA